GGGAAUAGUAAUGUUGCUAGGGAGACUGGGGACAAACCGCGCAUAUUAGUUUCCAAAUAUGGUGGGGAUAAUUAAUUAAUUACCCCUGAAAUUUAUCAGUCCAUUUGAUCUAUAUGCUUUUUAAAUUUCCGCCAAGACUUUACUUCAAAGCUCAAACGGGUCUCGUUGCAGACAAGACAAUCCUUUUGGGCUUUCGACAUAGAUUUCAGCAAGAUGUGUACUUCUAAACAAUGUUAUCAACUUCAUCAUCACAUAUGAUUGGAUUUCAUCGAAUUUCUGUCCACGAAUAGCUGCUUCUGUUUCUGAGCAGAGUGAGGGAGAUUUGGGGAAAUGGUAGUACAUGGGAAGCGUCGGCAGAGGUGUGUGAACAAGGAGAGUUUGCUGGGUUUGAAGUUAGGUCUCUCUGUUCUGGUGGCGGUGAGUUUUGUUUAUAUGACGGCACUCUUUUCUGGAACCAUUAGUCGGAUUGUUGAGAGCGGAUCUCACUUUCUCGAUGACGCUCUGGCAUCAACGCGGCCACUUCGUCUCCUUUUACCUCAAGCUGUUGAUCUGGAUUUCCCUCAAGGGAAUGCACAGGUGUGUGACCUUUUUACCGGAGAUUGGAUUCAUAAUCCAGAUGGUCCGUACUACACAAACGAGACAUGCAAUUUCAUUGAGGCCCAUCAAAAUUGUAUGAAGAAUGGUCGACCAGAUACUAACUAUCUUUACUGGAGAUGGAAGCCGCGUGAUUGUAGCCUACCCCGGUUUAACGCAAAGAAGUUUCUUGAGCUAAUGAGGGGUAAAACUUGGGCACUGAUUGGCGAUUCAAUUUCCAGGAACCAUGUUCAAUCAAUUCUUUGCAUGCUUUCAAAGGUAUAAGCUGUAUUUGGCUUCAAAACUUGUCUUACUUUUAAAUGAGUGUUAAGUUGUUAACUGCACUACACUAGAAAUCGUUGCCCAGGUCCCAGACUUAGGCGCUAUACUUCCUUUAGUCAACCAUGAUUUUCUUUAAUUUCACCCCCCACACGGCCACACCUCAUCUAGUCUAUAUCUUGGAUUCUUGAUAAAUAGAAUAUCUCUAAAACGAAUAAAAGGUGAUAAAAAUGUUAUAUGUUUUUUUUCAUUCUAAGAAAACCUUAAAUAUAUAUAUCAAUACAAUUGAGUAAGCCUUUCAAAAGUUUCAUUCCAAACCUCUUCAACAUGCUCCAUCUAAACAUGGCUUAAAGCAGUAUUCCCAAACCAACAGCCAGCGCUUCUAUGAGCACUGUUUACCUUACAUCUAUUCAUGUGCCAGUAUUACAAACUGAGGCAAUGUUAACAUUUGAUGUCGUGUCAACUCGUUUCAAAUUGAAUCCUUGAGUAUGAGGCCAACUCACCUUAGAUCAGAUCACAACAUAGUGGCAUACUAAUGUGAAAUUAAGGUAAAGUUAGUGGCAAGGUUGUCACGGCGGUUUUGCGAGGCGUCUCAGUGAACUGCCUUGUUGCCUAGAUGACUAGGUGACUCCUUAGGCGAUAAUUAGGCGACAAGUAAAUAUAAUACAUCAAUUAGGAUGUUUUCAAUUGGAGUGAAUUUUUUGUGUGUAGAUGUCUAUUUUAUGUGUACUUUACAAUGUAUGACCUGGUUUGGUCUGAGACUGAAAUCAGUCUGACUAAAAACAUCUUUAGUAAUUUAUUAUAUUAACUUAAAAAUGAGAGUCUAAUGUAUAUUUCCUUUCUCAAUGAAACAAUAAAAAUAUAACAAAAAGGAAUAAUGUGAUUUAUGUGACUGAUGUUUUCAGAAAUGGGAAAAAAUGGUACAGAGAAAAAAGUAACUAGAUUAAUAAAGAAACUAAAAUGAUGAACAAGAAAGAAGAAAAGUAAUAAUGAAAAUGCAAAUUUGGGCUAGAACUCAACCCCCCGGCUCCCUAUGAAUGCAUAGUUAACGCCUAAGAGAUGUCAUUGAAUGUUUGGCACUCUUCAGGCAAGGCGACCAGCUAUGGGGAUUGUAUUUUACUGUCUGGACACCUAGUUGCCGCCAAGUCAUGGCCUAGGCCAGCUAUGGUUUGCGGUUCUAACAACAUCGGACCAUUUUUUUUAUACCCCAGUACUGUAAUGAAGCAUUUUUUAGGUGGAGCAACCUGUUGAAGUGUACCAUGAUGAGGAAUUCAGAUCCAGAAGAUGGUUCUUCUCCGAGUCCAAUUUCACAAUUUCUGUCAUUUGGUCCCCUUUUCUAGCAGAAGCAGACAUAUUUGAGGACUUGGAUGGGGUUUCCACAUCUGAGGUCGAGCUUCAUCUCGACAGGCUUGACAAGAAGUGGAGCCAACAUUUCCAUAGUUUUGACUACGUGAUAUUCUCAAGUGGAGAAUGGUUUGUCAAGUCAACAGUCUAUUUUAAGGGCAAAACAUUAUUGGGUUGCCACAACUGCCCCAAACGGAACUUAACACAGCUUGGAUUCGAGUUCGCAUACAGAGAAGUUCUAAGAAGUGUUUUCGGCUUCAUCUUGUCAUCUUCAAAAGAGCAGCACAAAGGCAUGAUUUUCUUUAGGACUUCCACAUCAAGUCAUUUUGAGAAUGGUGAGUGGCAUACUGGAGGAAACUGCAAACGAACCGAACCGGCCAAGGAAGGCGAGCUCGAGCGAAGUGAGAUCCACAAAAUUCUCCGCCGUGUGGAGUUACAAGAGUUUGAGAAGCUGGUGGGUGAUGGCAGUGAGAAGGGAGUGAAGCUCAAACUUUUUGAUGUGAGCCCGCUUUCGUUGCUCAGGCGUGAUGGCCACCCUGGCCCUUACAGAUUCUUCCAACCAUUUGCAGGAGGCAAGAGUGGGCCUGGUAUUAGUGAUUGUCUUCAUUGGUGUUUGCCAGGACCAAUAGAUUCAUGGAACGAUUUGAUGAUGGAGAUGGUUCUCCGUGGCCGGGACGCUGAUGGACUUGUUGACUUUUAGUGUAUUACAUUUUGACCCCUUUCAUGAAUGGUUUUGCGUUCUAAUAACUGAAAUUAGCCCAUCCGGCCAUCCCAUGCCAUGUUUGACGACUGAGGUGCAUCUUAUAGAUUUUUUAAACACUUGUUAUUUGUAAUUAGGAUGUUUUUACUUGGACCGUAAUUUGUCCCAGACCAGUCCAGACCAGACCAGACCAAUUCAGACCAAACCAGACCAGACUUGGACAGUUAUAAAAAUACAAAGAAACCAGACCUUACCAGACCAGACCAGUUCAGACCAGACCAGACCAGACCAGCAAAUUACAGUCCAAGUAAAAACAUCCUAAGGAUUUAUUCUUUUAUAGAUAGUUCUUUUCUAAUGAUUUAUAGUUUUAUUCGUUCGUUUGUUUAUUGUAUCACCCUUGAACUACUCUGAUAUUCUGAUUCUGAGAAAUAACAUUAAAAUGCAUUUUGGUUUGCUGAAACAUGACCG
This is a messenger RNA of Cuscuta epithymum, 3364 nucleotides long. The record is from the annotation of a GenBank genome assembly. Lineage: Eukaryota; Viridiplantae; Streptophyta; Magnoliopsida; Solanales; Convolvulaceae.